Messenger RNA from Colletotrichum spaethianum, 1104 nucleotides. Its product is annotated as D-arabinitol 2-dehydrogenase [ribulose-forming]. Gene Ontology annotation, cellular component: intracellular anatomical structure. Gene Ontology annotation, molecular function: oxidoreductase activity, acting on NAD(P)H, oxygen as acceptor. Lineage: Eukaryota; Fungi; Ascomycota; Sordariomycetes; Glomerellales; Glomerellaceae. The transcript has 5 exons. Bases 1 to 1104 code for a protein of 367 amino acids. The record is from RefSeq and is a predicted model, not a curated record.
AUGUUCCGCCCCCUUAGCACCCGCCUCGCGCGGACGGUUCGUCCCAUCACUCAGCACGCCCAGGUACGCGCCAAGUCCUCCCAGACUUCUGCCACCGCAGCCCAAGCAAGCAUCGCGGCCACCAAACCCCAGCAGCAACAGCAGUCAAGAUCAAUCAGCGGCAGUCCCAAUGUUAAAGAGAAGCCCCAUCCCGGCCAGUACUCGAGAACCGACCCCGACGUCACGGUCGAGUACCCCGAGGACCAUGAGCUUCCCUCCAGUAAGCCCGUCCGCGGCCACGGCGGUGGCAUUGGCAAGCCCACACUUGCAUCCUUCUCUCUGGAGGGCAAUGUCGCCGUCGUCACCGGCGGUGCCCGUGGUCUAGGUCUGGUUAUGGGCCAGGGCAUAGUCUACUCAGGCAGCGAUCUCGCCAUUGUCGACCUGAACAAGGAGGAGGCAGAGCUCCAGGCCAAGAACCUGAUCGAGGCAUUCAAGAGAGAAAACCCCGAGGCAAAGAGAGCCCCCAAAGUGACUGCUCACCACGCAGACGUUUCAGACCCUGCGUCCGUCGAGGCAUGCCUUGCCGAGGUCCUCGCUGCCCACGGAAAGAUCGACAACCUAGUUACGUCGGCUGGCUUCACCGAAAACUUUGAUGCUGUCAACUACCCGAUCGACCGCAUGCGCAAGCUCUGGGGCGUCAACGUGGACGGCACCUACCUCUUCGCGAUUGGCGUUGCGAAGCACCUAAUGGAGCGCAAGUCGCCCGGCAGCAUGGUCUUCAUUGGCAGCAUGUCUGGCUCCAUUGUCAACAUCCCUCAGCCCCAGGCGCCUUACAACGCUGCCAAAGCCGGUGUCCGCCAUUUGGCCGCUUCCUUGGCCGUCGAAUGGGCCCAUGCCGGCAUUCGCGUCAACUGCAUCUCCCCCGGCUACAUGCUCACAGCUUUGACCGAGAAGAUCCUCGACGACAACCCAGACCUGAAGCAGAAGUGGACUUCCCUGAUUCCUCAGGGUAAGAUGGGUCAGCCCAAGGACUUGAUGGGUCCUGUGACCUUUCUUCUGUCCGACGCUUCUCAGUACGUCACGGGCGCGGAUCUCCGUGUCGACGGCGGAUACACUGUCACAUAA